AUGUCGUCAAAGGUUUAUAUCACGUUCUGUGUGAUCUUACUGUCUAUAGCUGUUAUUCUCAGUAAUAUUUUAAAACUGACAACAAUUACUAAAGAAUCGAAAAGAUCGCUUGGGUAUCAUGAAGACACAUUGCUAAAUUUCACCGAAUUAAGUGCACGCUAUGGAUAUAGUUCAGAAGAACAUACCGUAGUCACCGAGGAUGGGUAUGUCUUGACGAUGUUCAGGAUCAAUGGAAGAAAGUGUACUAAGCUAAAAAGACCACCAGUUAUUUUAAUGCACGGUCUCCUGCAAAGUUCUGAUGCUUGGCUCGACGCUGGACCCGAUGCUGGAUUGGCUUAUCUAAUAUCAGAUGCAUGUUACGACUUGUGGGUUGGAAACCAACGCGGUAAUUACUAUUCCAGGCGACAUUUGCGCUUGGAUCCCGAUAGAGAUCCCGAAUUUUGGGAAUUCUCAAAAGACCAAAUUGGACUUUAUGAUGUACCAGCUACGAUUGAUUAUGUAUUGAAAAACACAAAUGAGAAAAAAAUGAAUUACAUUGGAUAUUCUCAAGGGGGUGGUACGUACCUUAUUAUGUGCUCAGAGAGACCGGGCUAUUGUGAGAAAGCAAACGUUUUUAUUGGCUUAGCACCAGCAACAAUUGGGAUUCGCAUGUCAAUGGCGCUACAAGUAGUAUUACACAUGGCACGACUGUUCGAAGAGCUACUUACUGCAAUUAAUAUUUACGAAGUUUCCCCAAAAGGUUCCUUAAUGGAAGAAUUUCUUGUGUUCUUUUGCCGUUACAGAUUGCCUGCAAAAUUCAUUUGUGGCAAUAUUCUGGCACUAUUGGAUUCCUCUCAUCCAGGAUCUAUAAAAGAGGAAACCAUACGCAAGCUAUACGCACAUUUUCCUGUUGGUACUUCGGUUCGCACGAUUGCGCAUUACGGUCAGAUAUUAUUGGCAGAUCAUUUCCAAAAGUACGAUUAUGGUAAAAGAGGCAAUUUGAAAAUUUAUCAAGCAGUCAAACCCCCAAUCUAUAACUUCAGUGCUGUGACAGUUCCAUUUGUGACGCUGUAUGGUAGAAAUGACAAAAUGGUUUCUAAGGAAAGUAUUCUGUGGUUAAUCGAAAAAUUACCGAACGUUCUGGAAGCUUUCGAGGUUUCAGACCCACUGUGGAAUCACUUCGACGUAGCCUACAGUCAGUUUACAAAAAAAAUGAUCUUUCCGAAGAUAAUUGAAUAUUUAGAACGAUUUAGUAUAAGUUAG
Molecule: messenger RNA, 1242 nt
Organism: Melitaea cinxia (Glanville fritillary)
Lineage: Eukaryota; Metazoa; Arthropoda; Insecta; Lepidoptera; Nymphalidae
Product: lipase 1-like
Exons: 1
Coding region: 1-1242 (413 amino acids)
Biological process (GO): lipid metabolic process
Molecular function (GO): hydrolase activity, acting on ester bonds
Source: RefSeq, a predicted model, not a curated record